ACUUGAACACAAACAAACGAGAAGAAACUGAUUCUUCCGCUUUUUCUUAUAAUUCCGGCACCGGAUAGGCUAAAGCCGAUUGAUGUGGCCAUAAAUUAUAUCAUUGGAUGAGAUUAGGCGAGAGGCCAGAUUUGAGACGCAGACAGCAUGAGCGCGGAGCUCACGUGUCAUUUCCUCCCUCGUGUUUGCGUCUUGAAUCUGGCGUUACUGGAUUAGGUACCUUGCGUGCAUCGAAUUUAUCGAAUAUUAUUUUGUCAAUGUGUUGCAUAUUUUAUAUUUUACGUAACGAAUAAUAAAGAAAAAUGGAAGAACAAAAGAAACGAGUGGAAGAUCAUAUGACGAAAGUGGUCGAAGGGAUUGAUAAAACGCAUUUACGGAAAAUGCAGGGAGAUAUGCACAGGUGCGCUGCACAAUGCUGUGAGAAUGAGACAUACAGCAUACAAAAAAUACAUCACUGUAUAGAGAAUUGUAGUUCUUCCUUACAUAAGGCACAACAAUAUGUUCAAAAUGAGUUUGUACGAGUACAGAAUCGUUUGGAAAGAUGUAUAAUGGAGUGCAAUGAUAAUAUAAAAGAUAAAAUGGGCUUGAAUCCGACACAAGCACAAGUGGACAGGUAUAGCGACGAGUUUGAAAAGUGUGCAACUAAAUGUGUGGACACGUAUUGCGAGUUACUGCCAUCCUUGGAAAAAACUAUGAGAGAAGUUCUCAGUAAAAACAAGUUUGCUUAAUAUUUUUUAAUGAAUACAUAGUUUGUAAGUAAAUGUCAAUUUCACCUCUUUUACUUAAGAUAUUGAAUUUAAAAUACACUUAUGUUAAGUUAAGUA
Molecule: messenger RNA, 824 nt
Organism: Linepithema humile (Argentine ant)
Lineage: Eukaryota; Metazoa; Arthropoda; Insecta; Hymenoptera; Formicidae
Product: protein FAM136A
Cellular component (GO): cytoplasm
Source: RefSeq, a predicted model, not a curated record